This is a messenger RNA of Paramecium sonneborni, 870 nucleotides long. NCBI's taxonomy places the organism in Eukaryota, Ciliophora, Oligohymenophorea, Peniculida, Parameciidae. The record is from the annotation of a GenBank genome assembly.
AUGUUAUAAGUUUAUCUUGUUAGAUAUGAUUGUUUAAAAAUACAGUAACUCAUUCCUAAUAGGAUCUUUUGCAUUCUAUUUUAUGCCAUUUGCAUUAUUGAUUUAAUCCUACUUUUAUUCUCAUGUUCCUUUUUCAUUCUACCUUUCUAAUAAGAAGACAUUCAAUAGCAAUUUAUAAUUGAAAAAGUAAUUUGUAACCAUUUUAUAUAGGAAUCUACUGAUUGGACCCUUAGUUUAUAAUAAACACAAUUUGGACGAUAACCUAUUAUAGGAUAACUCAAUAAUUAACAAUUUGCCUUUAUCCAAAUUAACUAAGAUCCUUAUCUUAACAUUGAAAAAACUAAGCUAUUCGCUAAAACAAAUUUUCAUGAAUUCUUUGGCUAUAUUGAUUAUAAGUUGCCUAAUUUGAUGUUGCCUAAAGUUUACUGUAUGUAACUUUAGAUCUUAAAACGAUAAACUUAGAAAAUUAUAAAAAAUUUGCCGCAAUGUAAAGAAUCAAAAGGCAUACCAAUAACUCCUUGGUUUUGGAAGGGGGAGAAUAUAUACUAUUUAGCAGAAAUGUGUUUCAAGAUAUCAAUUUAAGAUUAUCAAUUAUAAUUUGAAGGAGGGUGCUUUGAAGAUGGGUUGAUUUAUAAAAAACUACAUAAUGAUGAAAUAGCAAAUUUUUAAAACUUAUCAAUGUACCUUAGACAUGUUGAUGAUCCAUACCUACAUAGAGUUUAAUUUCCUGGAGAACCUAUAUAAACAGGUAUAUUAUCAUUGAAUUCAUUAUAUUAUUCCUUCUUAUUUGGGUGUUCAGGUACUAUAUACUUGAUAUUAAUUUACUUAAUUUUGUCAAUAAGAAAAAGGAAUGAAAAUUAAUAUGUAUGA